UGUCCCUCUCUUUUCUCUCCCUCUCUCUCACACACCCCAUCUAAGAUCCGCUACAGAAAGGAUAAGACGCUGUCUAAACAGAAGCCUACGUUUCCGGUGGUGACUGAAGUCAAAAACCUCUCCAACGGUUGUGCCAUCGCUGCUAUUGUACACUACUACUGCCCCGGCCUGUUGCGACUAGAGGAUGUGUGUAUGAAGGAGUCCAUGGCGGUGGCAGACAGCCUGUACAACCUGCAGCUGAUCCGAGAGUUCUGUGACAGCUGUCUGAAGAGCUGCUGCCCCCUGGUGUUGGAGGACCUGCUCUACACCCCACAGGAGCUCCAGGUCAACGUGAUGAGUUUCCUAGCAGAGCUACUGGGUUGGUUUGAGGUACGGAGGCCAGAGUUUGUUCAGCCACUGAACACCACUGAUGCUUCUGCACUGCUCAAGCCAACCAGUUUGAGCAAUAACAGCGGCUCUCCUUCCAUCUUCAAGAAGCCAUUCCUGCCCAUCUCUUCACCAGUGUCGCCAGGGCCUGUGCCAGUUGAGACCAGGGCAACGCCAUCCCAUCAUUUAGGAUCUCUGACUCAGUCUGCCUCCAUGUCUCAUGUAGAGGGAGCUGGGAGAACAAUGACCAAGAAGCCUUUCAGUCAUCCCCUGUCCUCAGCCAUGUCAUUUAGCAUUCCCUUCAGCCUGGACAGCGACGUGGACGUUGUGAUGGGCGGAGCCAUCACCUGCUCGGUCAGCUCUGACAACGUGGCCCCCGGCCAGACUGUGACCCGCGUGCCCUACACUCCCCCAGAGGACCUUAGCCAUCUGCUCAACAAGCCCCCAGCCACCCCGGGCUCCCACAGAGGCUCCUGGGCCACCCAGAGCUCCUCUGUGGUGCCCAUGCUGCUGAAGGAGAACUGCCUGGGAGACUGGGAAGGGGAGCUGCCCACCAUCGAGGAGGCCCUGCAGAUCAUCCACAACGAGGGCAAGAUGGAGCCCCGGCUCCACCCCGACGGGGCGGUCGAUGGAUUCUUCCUGCACUCGCCCGAUGACCCGGCCAGCACCAGACACAACGGCCACGCCACUCACCCCUCCCACCCGCCUAACCCCAUACCCCUCAGCUGCUCCGCCCCGUCCCGCUCUGGGAUGAUGUACCACCCCCACCUCCCCAUGGGGGGCAAGACGCAGGCACCCAGGGAGCAGCCCUCCUCCUCCCAUACCCGACACACCUCGGAGGGCUGGCGAGAUGACGACUCGUUGCUGAGGGACGGGAGCAUGGACUCUGACGCCUCUGAGGACCUCCUUCUCCUCCCCAAUGCCCAGUCCACGCCUGCUGUCCACACCAGAAGCCACGGAGGGGAUGACGACGCGCCGGACAGUGGCGUGAGGAUGACCAGCUUUGCUGAGUUCAAGAAGAAACUGUCGACAGUGGGCAAAUCACCUAAAAGCGGCAGCGCCAGCAGCAGUGAACCCGUCGCCCCGGCAGCAACGGCUCCGAUGACAAGCUGGGUGGCCCAGCCCCAGAAGUCGACAGAGGAGAGCCCCAGUAAGCGCCCUGGACUGACCACCGAGAUGUCAGAGCUGGGAGCCCGGCUGGAUGAGAAGAGGAAGGCCAUCGAGGCCCAGAAGAAACGUAUUGAGGCCAUCUUUGCCAAGCACCGCCAGAGACUGGGCAAGAGCGCCUUCCUGCAGUUGAAGAAGGAGCACAGAGAGGGGGAGAGAGAGGAGGAGGAGGGCGGUCAAGUCAGCGCCUUCUCCACAGAGGAGGACCUCGGGGGGCUGACGCUAGAGGAAACGCUGGCUCGCGUGGAGGACGAGGAGCAGCAGGAGGGGAACGUCAAACCUUCAUCACACCUGGACAACAAGCAGGCCUCCUUACCCAGAAGGGAGAAGGGUGCAGGGGUGGCAGGGCCAGGAGGAGAGCAGGUCGGGGUGGCAAGGCAUCAGCCAGCGCCCUUGGGGGUUUACAACAACGCCGUAUCAAAGCUGAACGCGGCACUAAGCUCCCUGCAGAGCGACAUGCAGCGCCUCUCCGAACAACAGGACCAACUCAUCAGGAAGAAGCCCGUCGCUCCCGCCAGCAACAAGUCCUGGGUGAUCCUGCCCAGUCUCAAAUCCUCGGCCCCUCCCUCGACCCGCAUGUCCCGCGCGUCCACCCCCCGUGACCUCGCCUCUGCCUCCUCUUCCCCCUCGUCAUCCCGCCGCAACGCCGCCAGUCCCACCAGAACAUCCAAUUCGCCCCAGGUCCAGCGCCGGGCCAAGUCGGUGCCUCCCAAGAGCCCCAAGCACCAGGCCACCCACUACCACCACGUCCGCCCCCAGUACCUCAAAGUGCAGGGCCUGUCGCGCGUGCUCACCCCCCCGAAGAAUGUGGACACUAUCCCCCACCUGCGCCGCGCCUCCCCCUGGCAGUGCCGGGACCAGAACUCUUCCACCUCGGGGAGAAAGGAGCGUGUGGGUUGUGGGAGCUCUGGGGCGCCCUCAGAGUGCUCGUUUGAGAGUGAUGUUCUGGCGGCGGGGUUUUUUAAUGGCAAGCGCAGCAGCCUGAUCGAGAUUUCUCUAUCAGCCUUGCGUGGGGACGAGGAUGACCUGAGUGUCAUGGAUGACUCCAUGAGCGACGUGACCGAACCUGAGAUGAAGGGAGGGGUCGGCUUCUUCUUUAAGGAUGGAAGGGUGUGGCCGGAGGACGAAAUGGCCCAGAGGAAAGCAGCCCUGAUGGAGAAACAGCAGAAGAGGGCGGAGGAGAUGAAGAGACGCAGACUCGAGCAGGAGGAGAAGAGCGAGAAAGAGCAUGCGAUCCGACCUGAGUGGUUUAACAUCGAGGGAUGUGGAGACAAGAGUGGUGGUGGCGGAGGUGAGGACAAGCCCCGGACCCCCUGUACCCACUCUUCGGAUAGCACGACCCAGCGGAGAGACACCUUUACCAGGCAGGAGUACGAGCGGAGGCAGCAGCUGAAGAUCAUGGAGGAUCUGGACGAGGUGUUGCAGCAGAAGCCCACCACGGUGCGUGGCGUGAAGAAGCAGAGACCCAAGACCAUGUUCCGGGACGACUUAGUGCUUUUCCGCUGCCCCACCAAGGGAUUAAUGGGCUCCAAACUCAACAAGGUCUAUUCCCACUCUACCAUGAACCUGUCCUCAAUGGCUAACAACACUGGCAAUAGCGGGACACUGGCCGUCAGGAAAUCUCCCAGCCGAUCUCACUCCCCCUCAAGGCUGAUAUCACCAGGACGAAUGGCCAAUCAGAACGGAGAGAAGGACUGGGAGAACGCCUCCACGGCCUCGUCUCCUACCUCCAUUCCAGAAUACACCGGGCCCAAGCUGUACAAGGAGCCCAGCUUCAAGUCCAACAAGUUCAUCAUCCACAACGCCAUCUCCCGCUGCUGCCUUGCCGGCAAGGUCAACGCACUGCAGAAAAACAAGAUUGUAGAGGAGAUGGAGAAGUGCCAGGCCAACCACUUCCUCAUCCUCUUCCGUGACUCCAGCUGUCAGUUCCAGGCCGUCUACACCAUGAACCCAGAGACCGAGGAGAUGAUGCGCCUGACGGGCAUCGGGCCUCGUGUCAUCAGCCCUGCCAUGGUGGAGUCCAUAUACAAGUAUAGUUCGGACCGCAAACAGUUCACCACCAUCCCAUCCAAGACCAUGUCCAUGAGCGUCGAUGCCUUCACCAUCCCCGGGCACCUGUGGCAGAGCAAGCGCCCAGGGACCCCCAAGAAGCUGGGGAACCCCAAAUAAUAAUGAGAACAUCUCAAAGAUGGAGGUGGUGAUGGGCGGGGGGAGGAAGGAGGUGGACAUAUCUAAAUCAGGGGCCCCUCUUCCCCCAGUCAACCCCCUCCUUUAUCUUAUAUUGGUUUGGUCCAGUGUUGGCUGUUGAUUUGGAGACUGCUUUAGCUCAGUAGGCUGGUCAGUUAGACCGCCAGAGGGAUCUGAAAGGAAUAAAUGACACUGGUGCCUAUACAAACCGCCUGUCCAACCAGAUGGUCUCUGUCCCUUUAAGACCAUCCUCGGUUGUAUUCACUGGGAAGAAAACGGACCAAAACAGGGAGGGACUACCUGAAUGUGUCCAAUAAGAAAAGCUUGUUUUUCGUUGCAAAAUGAUUUGCUACGGUGUGCACUAAUGAAUAUGACCCUUAUCAGCUCUGUGCAUGGGGGACAUUGGUACAUGUCAUGUGACAAGGGGGCAAGCUAAUCACUACUACUAAAGCCAUUCAUAGGGCUCUAUCUGUCACACACUACACCCCGUAGGUGCCUCUGAUUGCCCCCCCCCCCCCCCAGCCUGAUCUACCUAGUUUGUAAAAUAAUAAUAAUAAUGUUGUGAUAGGACUGGAAUGAACAAGCCGUCUUCCCACUGUACUGGGCCUAUCACCCCCAGGGUCUGGCUCCCCCAGCCUCCCACUGCCUUCCCUUCUCCCCCCUGACCCUACCUGCCUUCCCACUGUACUGGGCCUAUCACCCCCAGGACCUGGCUCCCCCAGCCAUCUACUGCCUUCCCUUCUCCCCCCUGACCCUACCUGCCUUCCCACUGUACUGGGCCUAUCAACCCCAGGACCUGGCUCCCCCAGCCUCCUACUGCCUUCCCUUCUCCCCCCUGACCCUACCUGCCUUCCCACUGCCUCCCCUUGACUAACCCCGUCCACAGUCCUCCAUUGUGACCUUAAACACUCGGUGGUGAGCGUGAGAGAGAACAUCUCACACACUGCCGCAGCUCUCUGAACAGAACAUGGGGGGGGAACAGACCUGUAAUCUCCCUCUAUUUCUCUCUCUCUUCUCUUUCAUCUGACCUUUCUUCUUUAAUUCCAGGACUCUUUCUCCUCCCGUCUGCUGCUUCUCCGUGCAGACGGGACAGAAGAACCCAAGCUGAAAAAAAUCAGACUUAGCAAUCUGUUCUCUCAUGAAUGUAGGGCGCACCCGAACCACUGCUCCCCCAGUUUUCAUUCGCCAGUCAAGGACUGGGAGGUACUGUAUUGGGCGGGUCCACUGAGGGCUCUAGCACUCUUGACUGGCUGCCUUGCCUGUCAGUCAGAGCGGUAUGAAGGGCUCCGCCCAUCUCCAACUCUACUUCAGCUGUAGACAUCUGGCUGUUUUUUUUACACCACUACUUUUGACAUGUGCUGAGUGAAUCUCUUCAGCCUUCGUGAGCAGAAAUGAGAACUCAACUCUUAAAAAAAAAAAAAAAAAUUGCUUUAUUUCCUAUUUCAGUACGACAGGAGGAAUGAAAAUAGCGUAAUAUUGUUGUACAUGAUUAUCUUGAUUAAUAAUAUUGGAAAAAAUGAAGGACUUUAUACUCUGUUUAGCAUUACCCUGGAUUCACAUUGUGUGGAGAGAAAAAAAGAACUAUGAAUACACUAGCCUGCUGCUUUACCAUUAGCGAGGUGUGUGUGUGUUUGAGAGAAGAGCGUGCAAGUGAGUGAAAGAACGAGCGAAUGAGUAGAAAAACUGUCUUAACAGAGACUUAGAGAAACAGAGACUUAGAGGACUAUCCACAAUCUGAGAAAUAAACCGAGAAGGACAAAAAUGAACAAGACGUGUCAUUUGAGAUCACACACACAGUAUAUGUUACCUGUGAAUGAAGGAUAAUCAGGACUCAGCCCUAAUUUGGUCCCUCUGCAGGGUAUGGUGUAAUACUAUAUGCAGUUUUGGGUAAGCCUAGACCCCAUAGGGGACACAUGGUGUUUCUGGUGUAACCUGUAGGCUCAAGUGGGUUCUGACCUCCUCUUGGCUUCAUUUAGCACUACAUCAGCUGAUGUAGGUCAGCUGUCAUCUCUCCUGUCUUGUUAUACAUCACAAACUGCCUCCAACAACAACAAAAUGUUUCUGUCGUUUUGACUGAAUUUCAAAUGGAGAUCUGAGAUUUUUAUUGUCUCUCUAAAUCAGCAUUUAUUAAAUGAAAGCGUGACAAUGGGUUUGUAUGUUCGGUGUAUAUUGCAAGGAUUGUGUGACUGUUGGUUUAAUCUGUUUGUAAAGAAGAGUACGUAUGUGAUAGUCAAACUAUAACUGGAUUCUGUGCAAUUCUCCUGUAGACAGACAAGUCAUGUAACCCCAAGCUGUGUUUAUUGGGUAAGGAUUGUUUUAGUUUCAAGAUUGUAUUAUUUUUUUCCAUUAAAGUGGUGAUUCACGUUCAUUUCAUAAGAAGUCAUGUUGUCUUUUUUAUUUUACUCUGUCACCACCGUGUCAAUGUGGGCGGAGUAUUUGUGUUCCUCUCAAAUUGUUCUUGAUUACAGAUCUAUCCCAGGUAACUGGACCAGGCUAAUACAAUCCUUUUAAAAAUCACCAUUACCCCUUAAAGUUUUUGUCAUGCUCAUUCUUAGUGUUUCUGAACCCACCUUUAAAUGAACAACGUUAUAGGCUUAACAAAGCCUUCAUGAACCCAUUAUAGGGCAACAUAUUCACAAAUAAUUUAGAUGCCAAAUUGUACUAUAUAUAUAAAAAAAAUAGAACAUCUAGUGCUUAUCCAAAUAUGACAGCUCUUAUUUCACCCUUUAUGUAUACAGAAUGGUAUUUGCUAAUAAAUUAUUUCUAAAGCAUCUACCGUAUGGAAGCCUUGGUGUUUAUGAAAGCUUCAUAAAACCUUUUAAAGUUACAUUGCCUAUCAGUUCCACGUUUUUAAAGUUUGAGAGAAUUUCUUGCCUUUUUAAUGUCUCUUUUUCCCCUCACUUCAUUUUGAUUUUUAGUUCAAGUCCGUACUAUCAUUGUCAGCAUUAGCAGAAUUGCACUGUGACUAAGAAGACUGCUUUGCUAAAUGCCAUGUGUGUAACAAACUCGUACCCUCUAUGGCCCAAGUCAACAAAAAAGUGUGUGUGGAAAUGAGAGUAUAGGUUGAACGCAUUCUUGCUUACACACACACACACACGAGACUUCCACUUUUCACAAUUCUUGUUUAUAGAGGUGUCAUGCACCCCAAAAAUCUAAGGGGGAACAAAGUGAGGAUGGCUGGCGGGUGGUUCGGGGGUGAACUAGGUCCCCCGUCUGGAAGUUGGCGAAUUUAGCAUUUUUCAAACACCUGAAACCACUUUCUCCUGCAAUCUAGAACCAUAUUCAUUAUGCUUAAUUAAAGCAUAUACCUCUUGAGCAGUCUGUAUCCUCUUGAGUGGUUGUUAUUUUAAUGAAACUAUAUAUGCUCAAAUCUGGGUACAAAAUUAAAGGAAUGUGAAUCUUAUUCAGUACAUUUAGUAAUUGCUUGCUUUUCUAAAGUCUACCAACCUUGCCAGCAGGCAUGCCAGCUAACAUAGACAAUCUAGCUACUAACUUGAUUGAUAGCCUGAAAUGGCUUCUUGGUAGCUAGUUGGGAGAUGGCUAGCCCAGGUGGGGAACCUAAAACCAACUUCAUAAAAUUGCGAGUAGUAUUACAGAGAAGGAACAACCAAAAAUUCAUAAAAUGUACAGGACAUCUCUGCUUGUAUAUUUCAAACCGGUCUUGUGGUAAAGGGAUGACAUACCUUACUCCAGAUUCUAUCUGACAUAAAAAUAGUACACAACAUUAAUUGUCUUGUCAAAUGAUAUAUGUCGUCUGCAUAAUGGGUGUACAUGAGAAGAGGAGGGAGCAUAAUGGCAGUGUUUUGGUUCCUACUCCCAUCUGAAUGUAUACUGACUAACUCGAGGUUUCAAACAAAUGAUCAAUUGGAGAUGUGUUUGAAUAAUGUAAUACUUAUCUGAAUAACGAUGAUUACUUGGGAGGAAGUACACAAAGUAGAUGGAUGUUAAGGGAUUUUUAUGAAUAAUGACUAAAUUAUGUAUACAUUUCAAUCAGAACUAUGACAACAGAAUACUGCUAUGUUACUGUAUGGAUGUGUGAAUCUUAUAAUCAUAAUACUGAAUGCAAUGUGUGUAGUUUUCAUCCAGAAUUAGGACAUACUGUUCCUUGUUAGAAACUAAUGAAGUUAUCGUCAGACUGGCUAGAAUGCUGUGUUCCUUACAGGACAUCCUGUCUCUACACAGGGAGAGGAGAGACCUUGGGCUAGUAGUAGAUUAUUUAACAGGUGGUGGACAAUGUGGGAAGGUUUGUGAACUAUACUGCCAUUGUAUCGGAGAGGAGGAAGGACAGAAUAAAACCGUCAUUUUUAAAUUGUUGUAAAUUGUACCAUGAUCAGUACUCUCGAGAAUAAACACUGUUGAUUGAUUUUGA
Oncorhynchus mykiss (rainbow trout) is the source of this 8089-nucleotide messenger RNA. The record is from RefSeq and is a predicted model, not a curated record. Lineage: Eukaryota; Metazoa; Chordata; Actinopteri; Salmoniformes; Salmonidae.